AUGAGGCAUGCUGGCUCUUGGAAACUCUGGCUCUGGGUGGCAGUGUUCCUGCUUCCUGCUUCCAGUUCCGUGACUGUCAGGGAUAAGCCAGAAAAACAAUGUCCUAUACUGAGAACAGAGGGACAUCAGUUUAUACAAGACAACAGAGAUAAGCUUGAAGUUCCAGGUUUUGACCUAGGAGAAAGCUUUUCUUUGAGACAUGCAUUUUGUGAAGGUGAUAAAACCUGUUUCAAAUUGGGAAGUACACUACUUAUUAGAGAUACCAUUGAGAUAUUUCCCAAAGGCUUUCCUGAGGAGUACGCCAUAGCAGCCAUGUUUCGUGUACGAAGAAACACCAAAAAGGAACGAUGGUUUCUAUGGCAGGUUUUAAACCAGCAGAAUAUGCCACAGGUUUCAAUAGUGGUUGAUGGCGGAAAGAAGGUGGUGGAAUUUAUGUUCCAAGCUGCCGAGGGAGAUGUAUUGAAUUACAUUUUUAAAAAUCGAGAACUCCGUUCUUUGUUUGAUCGUCAGUGGCAUAAACUUGGCAUUGGUAUACAAUCUCAGGGCAUUUCAGUUUAUAUGGAUUGUAAUUUAAUUGCAAGCCGGCAUACUGAUGAAAAGGAAGCUGUGGACUUUCAAGGAAGGACUGUUAUCGCUGCACGAGCUUCAGAUGGCAAGCCUGUGGACAUUGAACUUCACCAACUUAAAAUCUACUGUAACUCAAACUUCAUAGCUCAAGAAACUUGCUGUGAAAUAUCAGAUACUAAGUGCCCAGAGCAGGAUGGCUUUGGAAGUACUGCAUCAUUAUCACUACCCGCUCAUGCCAGCAAAAUGUCUGCAUAUCUGCCAGCAAAGCAGGAACUUAAAGACCAGUGCCAGUGCAUUCCAAACAAGGGAGAAGAAGCAGGAUUACCGGGAGCGCCGGGCUCACCUGGUCAGAAAGGGGAUAAAGGAGAACCGGGUGGAAAUGGUUUACAUGGAGCUCCAAACUUACCUGGCAAAAAGGGAGAACAAGAUUUUAAAGGCAGCAAAGGAGAAAUUGGUGAAAAGGGUGAACAAGGAGAAAAAGGAGAUCCAGGUGUGGCUGGCAUUAAUGGACAAAAUGGUUUGAAAGGUGACUUGGGUUCUCGUGGUCCACCAGGUCCAAAAGGAGAAAAGGGAGAUACGGGACCUCCCGGACCGCCAGCCUUAACUGGUUCCCUGGGGAUUCAAGGGCCCCAAGGUCCACCUGGAAAGGAAGGUCAGAGGGGAAGACGAGGAAAAACAGGUCCUCCAGGAAAACCAGGCCCCCCAGGACCACCUGGACCUCCUGGAACACAAGGAGUACAACAGACUCUUGGUGGAUAUUAUAACAGGGGAAACCUUGGUGAGCAUGGAGCUGGUGGCCCAAAAGGAGAGAAGGGUGAAAGUGGACAACCAGGAUUUCCAGGGUCCCUUGGCCCUAAAGGUCAAAAAGGAGAAUCUGGGGAACCUUUUACGAAAGGUGAAAAGGGAGACAAAGGAGAACCUGGAAUAAUAGGAUCACAAGGAAUAAAGGGUGAACCUGGAGAUCCUGGUCCCCCUGGUUUAAUAGGAAGCCCAGGAAUAAAGGGUCAGCAAGGACCUGCAGGCUCUAUGGGACCCAGAGGACCACCAGGAGAUAUUGGAUUGCCAGGAGAACAUGGUAUCCCAGGAAAACAAGGCAUUAAAGGAGAAAAGGGAGAUCCAGGUGGGAUUAUAGGCCCUCCUGGGCUUCCAGGUCCAAAAGGUGAGGCUGGUCCUCCAGGGAAAAGCCUGCCCGGAGAACCAGGAUCAGAUGGAAAUCCUGGAGCACCCGGACCGCGUGGGCCAAAGGGCGAAAGAGGACUGCCAGGUGUCCAUGGUUCCCCAGGUGACAUAGGCCCACCAGGGGUAGGAAUUCCUGGCCGAACAGGAUCCCAAGGACCAGCUGGAGAGCCAGGUAUUCAGGGUCCUCGAGGUCUCCCUGGAUUGCCAGGAACUCCUGGAACCCCAGGGAAUGAAGGAGCUCCAGGGAAGGAUGGAAAGCCAGGUCUGCCAGGCCCCCCAGGUGACCCGAUUGCACUUCCUCUCUUGGGAGACAUCGGUGCUUUGCUCAAGAACUUUUGUGGCAACUGCCAUGCAAGUGUUCCUGGGCUGAAAAGCAACAAAGGAGAAGAAGGAGGUGCUGGUGAGCCCGGAAAGUAUGAUUCAAUAGCCCGGAAGGGUGACAUGGGGCCACGGGGUCCUCCAGGAAAUCCAGGCAGAGAGGGACCAAAGGGAAGCAAAGGAGAACGGGGCUACCCUGGGAUACCUGGGGAGAAAGGCGACGAGGGUCUUCAAGGAAUCCCAGGCAUUCCAGGUGCUCUAGGCCCAACUGGACCCCCCGGCUUGAUGGGAAGAACUGGACAUCCUGGUCCUGCAGGAACAAAGGGUGACAAGGGCAGUGAAGGACCCCCUGGGAGACCUGGACCACCUGGACCGCCUGGUGUACCAUUCAAUGAAGGAAAUGGAAUGAGCAGUUUAUAUAAAAUCCAGGGAGGUGUGAAUGUGCCCAGUUAUCCAGGUCCCCCCGGACCCCCGGGCCCAAAAGGCGAUCCUGGCCUAGUGGGAGAACCUGGUGCGAUGGGGCUGCCGGGACUAGAAGGAUUUCCAGGUAUAAAGGGAGAUCGAGGCCCAGCAGGUCCCCCAGGAUUAGCCGGCAUAUCAGGGAAACCUGGAGCUCCAGGGCCUCCAGGAGUUCCAGGGGAACCGGGUGAGAGAGGACCUAUUGGAGAUAUAGGUUUCCCUGGGCCAGAGGGACCUUCAGGAAAGCCAGGAAUAAAUGGAAAAGAUGGAUUACCAGGUGCUCAGGGCAUCAUGGGUAAGCCUGGAGACAGAGGCCCCAAAGGAGAACGGGGUGAUCAGGGAAUUCCAGGAGACAGAGGCCCACAAGGUGAACAGGGAAAACCAGGCCUUCCAGGCAUGAAAGGGGCCACAGGUCCUGUGGGACCACCAGGAAACAAGGGCUCUGUUGGGUCCCCUGGGCACCGAGGCCCUCCGGGUAAUCCAGGCAUCCCUGGCACUCCGGCUGAUGUGGUUUCAUUUGAAGAAAUAAAGAAGUAUAUUAAUCAAGAAGUUCUAAGGAUUUUUGAAGAGAGGAUGGCUGUAUUCCUAUCCCAGCUCAAGCUACCAGCAGCGAUGUUGGCUGCUCAAACUCAUGGGAGACCUGGUCCACCAGGAAAGGAUGGGUUACCUGGGCCACCAGGAGACCCCGGACCCCAAGGCUACCGAGGACAGAAGGGAGAAAGAGGAGAACCUGGAAUUGGGCUUCCAGGGAGUCCGGGUCUUCCUGGGACAUCAGCUCCGGGUUUGCCAGGCUCACCAGGUGCCCCAGGUCCCCAGGGUCCCCCAGGACCUAGUGGAAGAUGUAACCCAGAAGAUUGCCUCUAUCCUGUGUCUCAUGCCCGACAGCGGACAGGUGGGAAAUAA
This is a messenger RNA of Pteropus alecto (black flying fox), 3426 nucleotides long. RefSeq names its product collagen type XIX alpha 1 chain (gene COL19A1). NCBI's taxonomy places the organism in Eukaryota, Metazoa, Chordata, Mammalia, Chiroptera, Pteropodidae. The coding region runs from base 1 to 3426 and encodes 1141 amino acids. The record is from RefSeq and is a predicted model, not a curated record. The transcript is spliced from 50 exons.